Puccinia triticina is the source of this 1233-nucleotide messenger RNA. RefSeq lists its product as uncharacterized. NCBI's taxonomy places the organism in Eukaryota, Fungi, Basidiomycota, Pucciniomycetes, Pucciniales, Pucciniaceae. The transcript has 3 exons. The record is from RefSeq and is a predicted model, not a curated record. The coding region runs from base 1 to 1233 and encodes 410 amino acids.
AUGUCUUAUUCCCAAACACAAAACUCCGAUCGUUCUACGCAUAACAAAACCGAGCGUUCAGUGAACGAGCACAGCAAAACCAAGCCUCCCGUCAAUGAAGAAGUCUCUGCAGUACCUUUUCCUUUGGCCAGAGCAUCUUUAGUCCGCAGAGAUUCGGCAACUGAAGACUCGCCUAGCUUUUAUUGUCUUCCGGAAGCGAAAUCGAUUACCAAAACCAGUGGCAAACCACCCGUCUUCCGCCGUACAAAUUCUGACCAAGCAAGUCACGCCGAACCCGGGCAUACCGAAACCUCUAAUCAAGCUAGUCACGCCGAACCCGGACAUACCGAAACCUCUAAUCAAGCUAGUUACGCCGAACCCGGACAUGCAGAAAUGUCUCAUACUCUGAACGGCACAUCUGGAAUCAUUGGGCAAGAUGCAGUUGAGCCCCCUGCGCCAGGAUCACCAAAUUCUGAUGUACUUCUAAUUCCGGAUCCCAAAAUUGCGCUGCGGAAGGAGAAUUUUUUUGACUGUGAUCACGGCGUCCGCUAUUCGAUACUAUACGAGCUACCAUACUUCAAUCCUCUAUCACAUGCAAUUGUCGAACCCAUGCAUAAUAUUUUCCUUGGUUUGCUGGGCCAUCAUGGCAAAGAUUUGUUCGGACUUAAGAUAUCCGACAACCGAAAGAAAGAGCGCGGAUUUCGAUCAACGGCGCGACCUGCCGAAUCAGAUGAAGAGAGCGAUAAAGAGGACGAUCCUGAAGUUUGUGGUACCGACCUUGGCAUUGUGAAGCAAGAAGAUGUAUCAUUUUCUAAUGAAGAUAAUCAGCCCAUCGAGGGACUGCUUGCAGAGUUCCGUGACUUUGAUUUCGCUGGUAGCAACUCAGAGCCUGCAGAUUCCGACGAGGAAUCCAAUCAAAGCUCAGCGGAAGAAGACGACGAUGAUGAUUGCACAGAUUCGGUCGAUGACAAUAUUCCUACUGAAUUGAAUCCCCUUGGAGCGAAAUUCUUUGGCGAGGCCAAAAACCUGGAGAUACUUCGUGAAGUCAACAGAGAGUUUCAGCUUCCCAGUUGGAUUGGUCGGGUCCCGGCGACAUUUUUGCCUGAUUCUCUGAAGUUCAGCCAUCGCACUCGGCGCGCCCUCUCAACGCGCCUAUUCCCCUUUCUAUCCUCACCCUCUGCGAACAACACAACCCCUGAUCCUCUCUCUGACCUCUUCGCCGCCAUCUACUCGCCGAAGACUACUGUCCAGUAG